Molecule: messenger RNA, 477 nt
Organism: Egretta garzetta (little egret)
Lineage: Eukaryota; Metazoa; Chordata; Aves; Pelecaniformes; Ardeidae
Product: promotilin-like
Exons: 5
Cellular component (GO): extracellular region
Molecular function (GO): hormone activity
Source: RefSeq, a predicted model, not a curated record
AUGGAGCCAGACUCUCAUGAUGGUUUCAGAGAAGGUGGUGGCAGUUUGCCCUUGGUGUAGGUGGUGUCUACGCUGGCUGUGAACAGACCAAAAGCUUCGCUGCCCUUUUUCACCCAGAGCGACUGCUGGAAAAUGCAGGAAAAGGAGAGGAACAAAAGAGAGCAAAAGAAAUCCCUGACCUUGCUGCAGCAGCUGGAAGAGGAAGGCUUCUCUGAGCAAUCCGGUGCAGAUGUCAGCAAAGUCAAGACCAUCCAGCUAGCUGUCCCUGUCAAAGCUGGGAUGUGGCUCACCCCAAGGCAGCUGGAAAAAUACCAAGAUGUCCUGGAGAAACUGCUAGCAGAGAUGUUACAGGACACCCCAGACGGCUGCAAAGUAUGCAAGGAACCUCCUUCCCUGGCAAAUAUCCCGAGGACCCAGAUCCUGAUCCUGCUUGAAAGUGGUGGCAAAGCUCCAGCCCGCUUGAUGGGUGCCAGUUAA